Messenger RNA from Oncorhynchus tshawytscha (Chinook salmon), 4069 nucleotides. RefSeq names its product metastasis-associated protein MTA1-like. NCBI's taxonomy places the organism in Eukaryota, Metazoa, Chordata, Actinopteri, Salmoniformes, Salmonidae. The coding region runs from base 2604 to 3104 and encodes 166 amino acids. The record is from RefSeq and is a predicted model, not a curated record. The transcript is spliced from 6 exons.
ACAUGCAUGCCCCGCACACACGUCCUACACAUGCUCACCCAUACACAAACACACAUAAUGGAAGCUCUCCCUCGUCUCCGGGCCAGAGUAGAUGAUAGUUGCAGAAUGGCAGCGUAUAUUUGCUAAGGUUAGUUAGAAGUGGAGGAGACAUAUUUUACUAAGAGAAGCUCUAUUUUGCACAGCACAGUGCGUGUUACAUUGAUGAGCCUUGGUGUGCUUUUUCUGCAAGGAAUUGUGUGUAUGAGAGACGAGUGGUCGGCGUGAUUGAUUUGAGAAGUUUCAUUAGAGCUCAUCUGAUGACAAGGAGGGAGGGAGGAAUGUAGAUGGGUGAGUUCAGGCAGUAGUGGCUUUAUGAAAAUGACCACAGCCUUCUAUUCUCAGCUUUUCUUUCUGAGUUUAAAGCUCCUUUUUUUAUUUCCUGUUUCUGUCUUGCCAAGCCGACCUCCACACGUGCUCCCAUUCCAUCCUGUAAGCCACUCUCACAUGCCCAUAUCAGGAUGUUCCUCUGUUCCAGUCUUAUGGACUCACUUCUAUUUCUCUCUAUUUCUCCUACCUCGUAUUUAUCUCUGUCUCUUGCUCUUCAUCUCUCCCAUUCCCUCUCUUUGUCUCUCUUCGUCUCUUCCUCUCUCCAUUCUUCUCAUCUUUCUCCGUCUCGCUCUCUUCCUCUCUCCAUCCCUCUCUCUGUGAAUGUGACAGUGGUAACUGUAAUAAAGUCACAGCUGAAACCAUCCUCUCUGAGUCCUUGUGCUUCAUUUGUCUGUGUACCUGUCAUCACGCCACCACACUCACCGAUUGGUCAGAGGACCAGACAAGGCCCGCCCCUACUGCAGCAUGGACUCCACCCUUCUCUGCCUGCUUCCAUCACACCCCAGUCACACCCUCACCGUGUGCAUGUUGUAAGGGUUACGCUUAUAUAUUUAGUGUGUGAGCUCUGCUGCUACAUCGACACAUAACCACCUCCUACAGUAAGUCAUCUAACACUGCUGCUACAUCUACCCAUAACCACCUCAUACAGUAAGUCAUCUAACACUGCUGCUACAUCUACCCAUAACCACCUCAUACAGUAAGUCAUCUAACACUGCUGCUACAUCUACCCAUAACCACCUCAUACAGUAAGUCAUCUAACACUCUGCUGCUACAUCUACCCAUAACCACCUCAUACGGUAAGUCAUCUAACACUGCUGCUACAUCUACCCAUAACCACCUCAUACAGUAAGUCAUCUAACACUGCUGCUACAUCUACCCAUAACCACCUCAUACAGUAAGUCAUCUAACACUGCUGCUACAUCUACCCAUAACCACCUCAUACAGUAAGUCAUCUAACACUGCUGCUACAUCUACCCAUAACCACCUCAUACAGUAAGUCAUCUAACACUCUGCUGCUACAUCUACCCAUAACCACCUCAUACGGUAAGUCAUCUAACACUGCUGCUACAUCGACACAUAACCACCUCAUACAGUAAGUCUAACACUGCUGCUACAUCUACCCAUAACCACUUCAUACAGUAAGUCAUCUAACACUGCUGCUACAUCUACCCAUAACCACCUCAUACAGUAAGUCUAACACUGCUGCUACAUCUACCCAUAACCACUUCAUACAGUAAGUCAUCUAACACUGCUGCUACAUCUACCCAUAACCACCUCAUACGGUAAGUCAUCUAACACUGCUGCUACAUCUACCCAUAACCACCUCAUACGGUAAGUCAUCUAACACUGCUGCUACAUCGACACAUAACCACCUCAUACAGUAAGUCUAACACUGCUGCUACAUCUACCCAUAACCACUUCAUACAGUAAGUCAUCUAACACUGCUGCUACAUCUACCCAUAACCACCUCAUACAGUAAGUCAUUAACUGCUGCUACAUCUACCCAUAACCACCUCAUACAGUAAGUCAUCUAACACUGCUGCUACAUCUACCCAUAACCACCUCAUACAGUAAGUCAUCUAACACUGCUGCUACAUCUACCCAUAACCACCUCAUACAGUAAGUCAUCUAACACUGCUGCUACAUCUACCCAUAACCACCUCAUACAGUAAGUCAUCUAACACUGCUGCUACAUCUACCCAUAACCACCUCCUACAGUAAGUCAUCUAACACUGCUGCUACAUCUACCCAUAACCACCUCAUACAGUAAAUCAUCUAACUGCUGCUACAUCUACCCAUAACCACCUCAUACAGUAAGUCAUUAACACACUGCUGCUAUAUCUACCCAUAACCACCUCAUACAGUAAGUCAUUAACACACUGCUGCUACAUCUACCCAUAACCACCUCCUACAGUGUCAUCUUACACAGUGUUUCACUUUCAAACUGCUUUCAACUCAUACUGCAGGUAUUUACAGUUUUAUUAGCAGUUACUAUUAGUUGGUAAGGGUUAGUUUCAGAGCUUUCAGAUACAUUCUGUAUUAGAGGUUCACCAAUUCAAAACAACUACACAGCAUGCCACAGGCACCAGUAGAUGAAGCAAUGUUCAUAUCUUUUCUCUGUCUGAAACAUUCUCCGUAUUCUUGACUGAAUGACAUAGUACAGCUGCUUUGUCUGUCACUGGCGCUGUUUGGUGAUUGAUCAGUAGUAGAGCUGCUGUGUGGUGAUUGGUCUAGAUAUGUUGCGGCUGUCGGAGGGGCAAGUCGGGCGACCGCCCAGAAUCCGGACCACCCAGAGGAGCACCCUGACCAGCGUCCUGCAGUUCCUGGAGUCCCGCCCCGCGAUACACGCCCCCCGUUCUCACCGAACCCUUGGCCUGCAAGCCCCUCCCCCUCGCCGCCUCCUCUCUUCUCUCCCUCACGGUCCCCAUGGCCUUCUGGGUAAACGCAGCUUCCACCACCACACCAGAGCCGAGCCAGAGAAACGCCCAGAACACCCAGGCCAGACAACGAUACCAGUGCAGAACGGCCGUAGCAGUGGAGGCGGGGGGACCAGGGGCAGUGCUAGGGGCGGAGUCAUGAUUAGGAAGAGACGCCCAAACUUGAUCGAUGCCCCCGAUGACAGCUUCUUCUUUGUCUCCCGGGAGACCAGUGCUGCAGCCGUUACACAACUGCUCACGGAGGGUCAGGCGGCUGCUGUCUCGGUCCCAGCUGAGGCGCGCCUGUCGACAGCCCUGUGAGCAGAUCACCCUGUGCAGGGCAUCCCAGGCACCACCACAGGGGCCGCUCCUCGCCCUUCCACACCCCCACCCCAGCCUCCGGAUGAGGGGACCCAUUGUCAUCCACGACUGACCCCUGACCCUAUCUCCCUCCCAUACCUGUCCCCUGCCUAUGCUCAGCUCGACAUACAAGACCCUAAUCCUAGUUUCACCCAGCCCCCGCCCUCCCCAACGCCCCCCUUUAAAAAAAGAAUUAAAAAACGGUGAACCUCUGAACUCUUCGGAAUCUGACCCUUCACCUCGGCAGGAAGGGAUGUGCUUCGUUGCCGUGGAGACAGACAUAAAGGCGUUCCCACCUGUACAGAUCCAACUCCCCUGGGACAGAAAACCAGUGAGUGUGUGACCUUGAUUAUGUUUUUUCUUCUUCAGUACCUACUGCAUGUCAGUGACUGGUGGUUGUGAGCAAUCCUCGGUUUGUCAGAGAGAUCAAACCUGAUAUCAACUAACCAGAUCGGCUGGAUUUACAGGGAUGGUUUGAUCACAAACUAGAUGGUUAAAGGGAUCGGAUCACUAACUAGAUAACUGCAUCAUUAUGUAUCCUACAGUUCCAUGAAACUCUUAACUUCUGAGUCAACAACAUAGAAAUACGCUCAUUGUAUAUUACUAUACCGAUUGCAACUCUGUACAGUCUAGACAUUAUAUUUUAUGCUCUACCUAGCACUGCUAUAGGCAGAACACUUCCUCUCUUCUCAACGGAACCUGGGACUUUCAUGACAGAUCUAAUCUGAUUUGGUAUCCUAUUCCCUGUGUAGGGCACAACUUUUGGCCAGAGCCAUCUAGUGCCCAAGGGAAUAAGGGGCUAUUUAGGACGUCCCCUGCUGUAGCAUGCCACUGAGGUCAAGCCUCCUGAUUUGUUUAUGUUGGUGUUCAUGAAUGUCACGUGCUGAAAUAUGAAAUAUGCUGAUUAAAAACAACACAGUUUCCUC